Messenger RNA from Pteronotus mesoamericanus, 1464 nucleotides. It is a transcript of the gene IL5RA, whose product is annotated as interleukin 5 receptor subunit alpha. Gene Ontology annotation, biological process: cytokine-mediated signaling pathway. The transcript has 11 exons. Bases 1 to 1464 code for a protein of 487 amino acids. The record is from RefSeq and is a predicted model, not a curated record. Lineage: Eukaryota; Metazoa; Chordata; Mammalia; Chiroptera; Mormoopidae. Gene Ontology annotation, cellular component: external side of plasma membrane. Gene Ontology annotation, molecular function: cytokine receptor activity; protein binding.
AUGGCGCCCACAUUUCUGAUCCUCCUGGGGGCCGCCGCCGUCCUGCGAGCAGACGGAGUUCCUGGCACAUGUAAGUUUUCAUUUCUCCCACCUGCCAACUUCACCAUUAAAGCUACCGGUUUGGCUCAAGUUCUUCUACGCUGGGAGCCGAACCCCGAUCAAGAGCGAAGGAAGCUUCAGCUGGGCUAUCACGUGAGGAUCCAUGCUCCACAGGCUGAUGACUACGAAACCAAGAACACUGAAAGCCGGCGGGUGAGCGUCCUUCACCAGGGCUUCUCGGCAAGCGUGCGGACCGUCCCGUGGGAAGGCCGCCUGCGGACCGUCCCGUGGGAAGGCCGCGCCCUCCCUGCCAGCCGCUGGGUGUCUGCCGAGCUGGAGGCCCCGCCAGGGUCCCCUGGCACCUCGGCUGUGAAUUUAACCUGCACUACGAACACCGUGGCAAGUAACCUCACAGAGUCCAGGCCCUACUGGGUCUCUCUCCGCUGCGCCUGGCACGUUGGCAAGGAGGCCCCCCUGGACACGCAGUAUUUCUUCUACUACAGGUAUGGCUCCCAGACCGAAGAAUGCCGAGAGUACAGCCAGGACGCGCUGAAGAGGAACGUCGCGUGCUGGUUUCCAAGGACCUUCAUCCAAGGCAAAGGGCGGGACUCACUGGCGGUGCACAUCAACGGCUCCAGCCGCUGCGCCGCCAUCAAGCCCCACGACCAGCUGUUCGCUCUUCACGAAAUCGAUCAAGUAAACCCUCCUGGGAACGUCACGGCGGAGAUUGAAGGGACCCGCCUCGCGCUGCGCUGGGAGAAGCCAGUUUCCGCCUUUCCAGCCCAUUGCUUCAACUACGAAGUCAAAAUGCGCAACACCGGGAGCGGCUACACCCAGACCAGAGAAUCGAGGACCAACGAGUUCAACACCACGGUCAGCGAGGUUUCCAAGUACUGCAUCGCGGUGAGAGCGGCCCUGAGCAGCCUGUGCAGAGAGGGGUCCUGGGGGCCCUGGAGCCGCCCAGUGCUCGUGGGGAGGGAGGGCCCAUGCGCCCGGCCACACGAGGGCGCCGAACGCCACGGGAGCCCCAUUAACCUGGAACGGGGGGUGCGCGAUGGCGGACAGCCGGCGGCCUCCACCCCAGACGGGAGCCAGUUCGUAGGCGUCAGCGGGGACUUGCCCUCUCCUCCGGACAUGGCCCAGAUGGCGGAGCAAGCCCGACGCGACGAGCGGACGCCCUGGAUGGCGUGGUGUCUGACCCUGGUCAUGGUGGCCCUGUGUGUCUUGCUCGCCGGCCUGGUCUCCUGCAGCACGUGUCACGUGUGGACCACGCUGUUUCCAGCAGUUCCAGGGCCAAAAAGCGACAUUAAAGAUCUCGCGGUGACCAUGAACUACGAGAAAACCGGGUCUGGGGAAACAGAAAGUGAAGUCAUAAGCUACGUGGAGGAGCCUGGGCUCGAGGUCCUGGACGACUUCGUGUUCUGA